This is a messenger RNA of Marasmius oreades (fairy-ring Marasmius), 507 nucleotides long. RefSeq lists its product as uncharacterized. The coding region runs from base 1 to 507 and encodes 168 amino acids. The transcript is spliced from 2 exons. The record is from RefSeq and is a predicted model, not a curated record. NCBI's taxonomy places the organism in Eukaryota, Fungi, Basidiomycota, Agaricomycetes, Agaricales, Marasmiaceae.
AUGGCAUCUCAAUCCCCAAUCUCUUUCGGGUCCCUCUACCUAGCAGGUUUCUUGCAAGCCGGAAGUCCUCCUCACGUCGCUCUCAUCAUUCCUGAGAGCGAGGAAACAGGCUUCAUGAUGCAUAUCACAAUCAAGCCUGGCGUUUGGACUUAUGAAACUAUGAACCAGAGGAUUAGAGGCUCUAUGACCUUCACAACGCUUCUGAAAAUUCAUGACGUGUCUGCUGGGGCUAUCACGAAACAGGAACUUGAUGACAUUAGGAAGGAAGUUCCCCCUCCUCCAGGCUCUGAUAGCGGCUUUUGCUUGAGCUGGACCAUCGAGGUCGUUCAGCGGCUUCAUGAUCGACGCCUUCUCAGCCUAUCCUCUGCCCAGAAUCUCAAACAAGAAUUCUCCGAGUUCGCCGCUGGAAACUCCAAGUUCGCCAGGCAUAACUUUCUUCCCAAUAUCGCUGUCUCUAACUAUUGUGCCUGGCAAGUCCUUCAUGUCCGUGAUAAUCUUUAUUUCUGA